GGGAUCGUGCAGUGGUUUAUAUUAUUAUUAUUAUUAUUAUUAUUAUUAUUAUUACACCACACCACCUACACACAACACCUGGACUUUACUCGGAGUGUCCGGAACAUGAAGAGCGCUUGGAUCUGUUUGUGCGCAAUCUGCGUCUGGUUUCCAGUUCAAGGAACAUAUCUGUCCUCGAGAUGUGCAUGUAAUGGAAAGGCUCUGUACUGCGUGCGGGACUCCCUGGGCCUGCGCUGUGCGAACUGCCAAGACAACACCGAUGGCCGGCACUGUGAGAGCUGUAAGGAAGGAUACUACCACCAGAGAGCAGGAGAGCGCUGCUUGCCCUGCUACUGCAACCCCACAGGCUCUGAGGGCUCAGGAUGUAACAGUCAGGGGCAGUGUGUGUGUAAGCGAGGUGUGCAGGGGGCCCAGUGCGAUCGCUGCGCUAACGGAUCUCCAGUCACAGCCACCGGCUGUGAGCCGCUGCAGCAGAAAACCUGUUUCUGUAACGGUCAUUCAAACGAGUGCUCUCCAGCACAGGGUUACUCGCUUUACAACAUCAUCUCAACAUUUGAUCAAGGGACGGAGGGCUGGCGAGUCGUCACUGCUCCGAGUGUAAGUCCAUCCCAGGUGCAAUUCCGCUGGUCUCCAACACACCACAGCGUCGAGGUCAUCUCUGCAGACGUGAUGCCUGUUUACCUGUCUGCUCCAGCUCAGUAUCUGGGGAACCAGGCUCUGAGCUACGGUCAGACACUGUCCUUCGUACUGCGUCUGAACCGGGGAGUCCGUUAUCCUUCUACCUCAGAUGUCGUGUUAGAAGGUGCUGGACUAAAGGUUUCUGCUCCGCUGGGAAACAUGAGGACUGUCAUCUCCUGUGGCAAGAAAAUCACCUACACUUUCAGGCUGGAUGAACAACCCAGCAGCAGAUGGAAUCCCCAGCUCUCAGCGCUGGAAUUUCAAACCCUUUUGAGUAACCUUACGGCCAUCAAGAUCCGAGUCACGUUUGGGGAAGGGGGAAAUGGUUAUCUGGACGACGUGGUUCUGGUCUCGGCUCGGUUGGGUCCUGGCCUCCCUGCAUCCUGGGUAGAGAAGUGCCGUUGUCCGACAGGUUACGAAGGACAUUUCUGUGAGCGCUGCGCUACAGGCUAUAAAAGACGUUUCCCUGGUCAGGGUGUCCGUAGCCAGUGUGAGCCAUGUGCCUGUCGGGGAGGAAGCUGUGAUCCUGAAACAGGGGACUGCUACUCAGCUGAUGAGACACCCAGUGGACAAGCCUGUGGUACUGGUUACUACAGCGACCCUGAGAUUCCUGGAGCCUGCAAGAAGUGCCCAUGCCCCAUGGGCUACGUCUGCUCGCUCACUGCAGGGACACUGAACGUAAACUGCAGAUGCCCACCUGGGACAACAGGCUCUCGGUGCCAAAAGUGCAGCGAUGGAUUCUAUGGCGAUCCUCUGGGAGAGAGUGGCGUUCAGCGACCCUGCCAGAGCUGCCAAUGUAACGGACACUUGGACUUAAAUGCCGUGGGCAACUGCGACCGCUUGACAGGGGAGUGUUUCAAAUGCAUGAACAACACCACAGGCUUUCAGUGUGAGAAGUGUCUGGAGGGAUUCUUCCACAGCAAAGCCGGCGAUGCAUGUCGAGCUUGUAACUGCAACCCAAAGGGAUCAAUCGCCAGUUCCUGCAGCGAGCAGGGCCAGUGCAAGUGUAAAGAGGGUUUCGAGGGACAAAAGUGUGUCGGAUCUACGUGUCCAUCAUGCUUCAACCCUGUUAAGAGCCAGAUUGGGAAGUACGUGAAGAAGCUGCAGCACGUGGAGGCUCUUUUUAAUGAAGUGGGGACCGGUGGUGUGGACAUCACAAGGGCCAUGGAGAAAGCAAUCAGCACUGCUGAGGAAAUGGUCAAGACAGUGGAAAGUGAAGCAGAAUCACUUAUUGAGGCAGAGAAGAGUCUUCAUGCCCAGCUGGUAGCCAUCGGCAACGAUCAGCGGAAAGACGAGGGAAAAAUACAGGACAUCUCACAGAUCGUGGAGAGCGUCGUCCGACAGGAGCGGCAGUAUCGGACAGAAGUGGCUGACAUCCAGAAACUCAUCAGUGAUAUUAGGCAAAAUCUGCAGAAGGCCAAGCGGGACAUCCAAUCAAUUGAGCUCCCCUCACGUGAUGCGGUACCAGGUACAAACGUCGCGUCCGAUUUGGUUCAGAAAGCAAGCGAUCUCGCUGAGAAGCACAUGGGUGAGGCAGCAACAGUGGAGCGGACAGUGAAGAGCUCUCUUCUCGAGGCUGAGAAAGCUUUGGCUCUUAUGCGCACUGUCAUCAGUGGAGAAAACAAAGUCACAGAGCAACUAAAUGGCCUCAGGACUCAGUACGAGGCAGACAUAGCCCAGGUGAAUGCCAUGAACAAGCAGGCGUCUCGUCUGAGUAAAGCAGCAGAGACGGAAAGCACAGUGGCACUGGAUACUCUGAAACAAAUAUCUGACCUGGAGAAAAACCUUCCAAAGGCCCCAAAGAAGGACAUCACCAGCUUGGUUGCCACACUGGAUGGUUUGAAGAAUUCAUUUGGGAGUAACGUGUCAGGGUUCCUGGAGCUGCAUAAACAGGCCGGGGAUGAUCAGAGAGAGGCAGUGGAGCUAAUGAAACAACUUAAAAAUGCUGAGCAGGUCCAGGAAAACCUGCUUGCCAGGGCCACCAUUGCCAAAGCAGAUGCAGAUAAAGCCCUGAAGCUGUUUAACAAUCUGGGCAGUGUGGAUCAGGCUCUGGAGAAGCUCAAAGGAUUUGAAGCCCAGCUCAAUAGUAGUAAGGCUUUGGCUGAUGAUGCCCUCAGUAAACUGCCCAUAAUUAGUGGCAUUAUUGGGAAAGCCAUGGUCAGCAACGACAAGACUCAGGCCAUUCUGGACCAGCUGGGCGACUACGGUGAUGCUCUGGGCACGCUCGACAAGCUAAACAUCUCUCUGGCCAAAGUAGAGAAAAUAUCUGGUUCCCUGCCGUCCUCGUCAGAUCUUUUGAAAACAGCUACGGCGCUGAAGGGAGGCCUGGAAGUGCUAAAUAACCAAGCAGUCUCAACCAUGAACAAACUGACCGAGGAGAAAACAAACGCAGAGAGAGAGCGGGAGCUAGCCGAGGAGGUUAAUUGGGAGGCCAGUGGAGCAUAUAUUAAUGCAAAUAACACUAAGGGUGCUGUCGGAGAUGCUCUGAAGACCGUUAAUAACCUUCUAGGAUUAAUUGGAACACCAGGAACUGUGGAUGAAAAGAAGGUGACGGAUCUGGAGAACGCUAUAGCCACGAGCCGUAGACGUGUGGAGACAGAGCUCAGGCCCAGACUCAGAGAGCUAGAGGACAAAGAGGCUGAGCAGAGAGCUGCCAUCACACGCAUGAUCAACGAUAUCGACACCAUCCUGGCUGAUAUCGACAACCUUGAGCACAUUAACCGUACCAUUCCAAUUAGCUGCUUUAACAGGCCGCCCAUCGAGAGGCCUUAGUGGCUUAAUGUAAGAAAUGGACUAUGGGCCUAUGGAUAGACAAUGCCUCUGAGACUUUUAGAAAAUUGACACCACGUUUCAUUUAAUGUGUUUUUUUUAUGUGUAUUUUUUACUGGAGAUUUAGGAGUCAGUGGCUGUCACUAAUUAUAUUUAUAUAUUCCAUGACUGUGACGUGUAAGACACAAACAAUAUUAAUGCAGGUAGGAAAGAUUUGGAUACCAUUUUUUUUGUUUGUUUGAUCCCAAAGACAUUCCCAUGUGUAAUCAGUAUUUAUUGUAUGUAUUGUGCUUUUGAAUAAAAUGUUGAUGUUGAUUGA
Molecule: messenger RNA, 3766 nt
Organism: Ictalurus furcatus (blue catfish)
Lineage: Eukaryota; Metazoa; Chordata; Actinopteri; Siluriformes; Ictaluridae
Gene: lamc2
Product: laminin, gamma 2
Exons: 22
Coding region: 106-3450 (1114 amino acids)
Molecular function (GO): protein binding; extracellular matrix structural constituent
Source: RefSeq, a predicted model, not a curated record